GCAGCAGCUACAAGAACCAUGCAGCCCCCAUCAUAGCUUGCUUGCACUUUUUUCACACUCUUCCAUCUCAACAUGGGCUUUCUCGAUAAACUCAAAGACAUCUCCAAGCCCACUUCUUCGGGCCAGCAGCACUUCCAGCCCGCCCCCAGCGCCCUGCCCCUCGAGCAAUCGAUCAAGCGCUACCGGAAACAGCGCGGGGUCAACCUCGGCUCAUGGUUCACCACCGAGGACUGGCUCGCCACCGAGCUGUACAAACAUGCCCUUGAGCCCCGGGGCAGCGACUAUGACCUGGCACGCGCGCCCAAUGCCAAGGCGUUGAUGGAGCAUCACUGGGACACAUGGAUCACUGAUGCCGACUGGGAGUGGAUCAGGAGUAGGGGCUUCAACAGCGUUCGCCUUCCGAUUGGAUACUACCACCUCGCCGGGGUGUGCCCGGAUGUUCUGAAGGGGACGGACUAUGCGCCCUACGCAGCCGUGUAUGAAGGCGCUUGGCCGAGGAUCCUCAAUGCCAUCGAGACAGCUGGGCGGUACGGGCUUGGUGUGCUUGUCGACUUGCACGCCGCUGCGGGCGCCCAGAACACAGACGGCCACUCGGGAAUGUCAAAGGGCAAGGUCAAUUUCUGGGACAAGUCGAAUCUGAAAUCCACAGCGCUCGCGCUGCGAUUCCUCGCCUCGACGCUCGCCCCCAACCCCAACGUAAUCGGGCUCGAGCUUCUCAACGAGCCCAAGAACGAUAACCGGCUACAGGGGUGGUAUGAGCGGACGCUAGACGAGCUGCGCCCUCUCACCGGGCCCGACUUUCCGAUCUACGUGAGCGAUGCGUGGGACACGAACUGGUACUCGCAGUGGGCGGGGCGGCGGGGCGACUUUAUUGUUGUCGAUCACCAUCUCUACCGCUGUUUCACACCCGAAGACAAAGCGAUCGAUGGGCGCAGCCACGCUGCCAAGCUCGCGCACGAGUUUGCGCCCCAAUUCCUCCAGUGGUGCGGGCAGGCGCCUGUAGUUGUGGGCGAGUGGAGUGCGGGGCUCGACGACAGCUGCCUCCCGCCUGAUACGCCGGCGGGGGAGCGGGACGCGCAGAAGCGCGCGUGGGUCGCUGCUCAGAUGGACCUGUACGAGCGCUCGGCGGGAUACUGGUUCUGGACGCUCAAGACGGACCGGCCAUGGGACGCGGGCUGGUCGGCCUACAAUGCCGCGCAGGCUGAGAUCCUGCCCGCAUCCAUGGUGCGCCGGCACGGACAGGCUGACGCAGACGCCCACUGUGGAUACUGGGGUUCGCAUGGGGGCAACCCGAACGCGCAUGUGUUCAGCGCGGCAUUCUGCAGGGGGUGGGACGACGCCCUCAUGUUCCUCCAGAGCGAGGGGCAGGCCGAGCUCGGCUUUGUAGGGCACUGGAGCCGACGGCGGCGCGACGAGUUUGCGCAGAGCGGGCAGCUUGGCGACGCUGCCUGGCAGUGGGACCAUGGGUUUGCGCAGGGCGUGCAGGCUCUGACUUUGCAAGCACUGGGGUGA
Messenger RNA from Cutaneotrichosporon oleaginosum, 1512 nucleotides. RefSeq lists its product as uncharacterized. Gene Ontology annotation, molecular function: glucan endo-1,6-beta-glucosidase activity. The record is from RefSeq and is a predicted model, not a curated record. Lineage: Eukaryota; Fungi; Basidiomycota; Tremellomycetes; Trichosporonales; Trichosporonaceae. Gene Ontology annotation, cellular component: extracellular region; cell surface. Gene Ontology annotation, biological process: glucan catabolic process.